AUGUAUAUAAGGUUUAACUGCCUCUAUAAAAGCGACCUGGCCAUGCAUUUAUCCUGGUACAAGCAACCCUUCGGAGAAAAAACUCAUCUCAUCUCAACCAUCUAUAAGUUGACAAAGGUGCUACAUUUUACCAUGAGUUUAAAGGGUAACCCUGCUUCUCAGUGCAAGCAGCAAGGAAUAAAUCACCUCAGCAUUUCAGACAUGAAAAGCUCGGAUUCAGCAAAGUACUACUGUGGAAGCGCACACUCAAAUGGUGAAUUUGGAAGAAUGUUCAAGAAAAGGACAUUUCGCAACCUGUCCAUCCAACAGUCAUACAUUUCGGUUACAUGUUGUGCAGACAGUCAUUCUCAGUUCAUUGUACGCUGAUGAUUCCUGUUUUCUUUAAAUCCACAAUUUGGAUCCCUCCAUAGCCUCAUAGAGGAUCAGAUAUGUGUCUAACCUCUCUGGAUUACAACCAAAUUAUGAUAAAUGUACUAUAUUACGUAUACGUACAAAAAAGACAACUUUUAUAUUACCGUGUAGUUUACCAAUAAAUGGUCUGAUGUGACGUGGACAUACUCGUAUUCAUAUCCCGAAAUAAAUAAAUAAUCUCACUACAAUACAUUUUUAUAGAAAUUUAGCAAAAUAGAUAAGAUCUUGCUACCGUGGAAAGGAAAAUACCUGUCUAUUUGUGGGAAAAUCACCCUGAUUAACUCUUUAGUCAUAUCCCAGUUUACCUAUUUGCUUAUGGCCUUGCCUACACCUAGCGACUUAUGUUUUUAAAUUAUGAGCAAAAAUAUUCCAUUUUAUUUGGAACGGCAAGCCAGACAAAAUGAAAUGGGCCUAUUUAUAUAAUGAAUAUGAAUUCGGAGGGCAGAAAUGAUUAAAUAUUAUAGCAUUAGACCUCUCACUAAAGGCUUCAGUCAUACAAAAGUUAUACUUAAAUCCGAACUGGUUCUCUAGCAGAUUAGUAAGAAUGUCUCACCCCAUGUUCAAGAAUGGCCUUUUUCCCUUUAUGCAGGCAAGUGGAAGGAGGAGAAAGUAACGAACUUUUCUGUCGGCCCUGCAUUAAAGACAAAAAUUCGUUAAAGAAAAUUGUGAUAAAUAAAAAAGUAUACCGGUUUCAUUUAAGGACCAAACAAUUGACAGCUGUGCCAUGUAGAUUGCAAAAUAUACCGAUAUACCGAUUCCAUGGCACAUGGUAUAUGAACUAAUACACAAAACUUAGAGUUUUUCCAUUUAAAUGAUUAGACAAAAUUCUUGCAACCAAUAGAAUGGUAUAUAUAUGGGGGUUACAACCAUCCCAGCUCUGCACAUUUUUCUGCGAAGAGACAGAAUCAUUAGAUAAUUUGUUUUGGUACUGUCCAUUUGUAGCUAGUUUUUGGUCGCAGGUUCAGGAAUGGCUGGAGAAUUGCAACAAUUAACUGGAGCUAACUCUGCAAAUAGCACUACUGGGUGAUUUAAAAAGUCAUAGAUCAACAAUAUAAUAAUACUCUUAGCAAAAAUGUUAAUCUUUAAUUUACAAUCUGUAGAAACUAUAAGAAUAGAAAGGUUCAGAACGUUUGUGAAACAUCACAGCACAGUUUAAAAAUAUAUGGCAAAUAGAAAUCAAAACUGGAUGGUGUUCAGAGAUAGAUGGGAGGGGUUGAGUGGAGCUGAAGGAUGGGACUAAAAACAAACAAAAGAUAACUAUUGUCAAAUAUACUGUGUCUGUAAAAUGUAUAUAGUAUGUAUAAACUGGAGGUAGAAGCCUAAGUGUUGUUGUCCAUUAGUUUACUCCAAUAUACUCCAGUAUAUACAGUGCCUUCGGAAAUUAUUCAGACCCCUUCCCUUUUUCCACAUUUUGUUACGUUACAGCCUUAUUCUAAAAUUGAUUCAAUUAAUUGUUUUCCUCAUCAAUCUACACACAAUACCCCAUAAUGACAACGUGAAAACAGGUGAUGGGAUGUAUAGACAUUAUGGGCGGUAUAUGGAUAGAGUAUGUAGUAUAUCUGAAGAAUACGUUGUCUAGAAUAGUAUAUGGACAACAAUAGUUAAACAACAUUAUUAAAGUGACCAUAGGCAGCAGCCUCUAAGUUGCAGGCAAUCCAAUCUUUUAAUGUAUAUAAGGUUUAAUAUAUCUUUGUAAGAUGUUUUCUUUUGUUUUUUUGUAGUUCAUGCGCUAGAUGGGACUGAGCCCUCUGCCAUAAAACAGGAGAGUGGUCUCAUGUCAGCCAAUGUUGGAGACACAGUGGUUCUGCACUGCCUCUAUAAAAGCGACAUGGCCAUGCAUUUCUCCUGGUACAAGCAACCCUUCGGAGAAAAACCUCAUCUCAUCUCAACCAUCUAUAAGUAUGACAAAGGUGCUACAUUUUACCAUGAGUUUAAGGAUAACCCUCGCUUCUCAGUGCAAAGCAGCAAAGGAAUAAAUCACCUCAGCAUUUCAGACAUGAAAAGCUCGGAUUCAGCCACGUACUACUGUGGAAGCGCACACUCAAAUGUGGUGGAAUUUGGAAAAGGAACCAUUCUCAAUGUAAAAGGUAUAGUACUGAUUUUCAGACAUUCCAAAAAAAUGUAAUUGAUCGAUAAAGAGCAGUAAAUAUAAAAGUAACAUUUUGGAUAUAAUCUUACUACAGCAUAUUCAACACUGAUUUACUGACAUAUAUAAACACUAUUUUCAGGUUCAGAGUUCAACAGUAAGACUGUGCUCCAGCAGUCUGUAUCUGAGUCAGUCCAGCCAGGAGACUCUGUGACUCUGAACUGUACAAUACACACCGAGACAUGUGCAGCAGGACACAGUGUCUAUUGGUUCAGACAUGGCUCAGGAGAAUCCCAUCCAGGAAUCAUUUACACCCAUGGAGACAGGAGUGAUCAGUGUGAGAACAGCCCUGAGGCUGGGUCUCCUACACAGAGCUGUGUCUACAACCUCCCCAAGAGGAACCUCAGCCUCUCUGAUGCUGGGACUUACUACUGUGCUGUGGCUUCAUGUGGGGAAAUACUGUUUGGAGACGGGACCAAGCUGUACAUUCAUGGUAAAUAUAAUAUGCUUGUUUAUUAACAAUAUACAAACAUGACCCUUAGGUAUUACACUGUAUUAGCCAAUACUAUAUUAUAUACAGGGUUGGGGAGUAACUGGGGAGUAACUGAUUACAUGUAAUCAGUUGUAUGUCAACUUUUUUUUUUUUACAGAAACAUAAUCAGUUACGUUACCAGCAAAAAUAUUGCAAUCAGAUUUCAGAUACUUUUGAAAAGCUAAAUGAUGAAUUAUUGGAUUACUGCUAAAUUCAGAAAGGAUGGUUGGGGAAAAAUACAUUAUAACACCUUUCUGUUUUCUCAAUGACAUUCAAUUCAGCAUUGAAAAAAGGCGCAAAUUAAAUUUUGUUUCACCUGAUUGAGUCUGACCACAAGUCAGAGACCACUAAGUUACAUAACUGAUUAUAAUUUUGGGGACAGGUAACUAGUAACUGUAACAAAUUACAUUUAGAAAGUAACCUACCCAACCCUGAUUACAUAAAAAUAUACAAAAAUUGAAAAUAUAAAAGGUUUAAUUCUUUCAGGUGGUGAUAUUCAGGUGGAUAUGAGGAUCCUUGUACUCCUCUCCAUCAUAAGAACUGGAGCCCUCCUCUGCUGUCUGACCAUCCUCUUUAUCAUCUACCUCAUCAGGAAAUAG
Molecule: messenger RNA, 3628 nt
Organism: Coregonus sp. 'balchen'
Lineage: Eukaryota; Metazoa; Chordata; Actinopteri; Salmoniformes; Salmonidae
Source: the annotation of a GenBank genome assembly